UUGAACACAAUCCAUUUUCAGACAUUUCUGAAGAGUGUGUCUCCUGGAGAGAGAUUCUCUUGUUCGCUUGGAGUUGACACAGCUAUUCGGAUUGAGUACAAACCAGUCAAGAAGUAUCAUGAAGAGGUUGGAUAUAUCAACAAGACUUCCUCAACUGUAUACGAACAACUGAUUGUUGUGAAAAAUUCACGCAGCGAUGCGGCACUUAUCACUAUCAAGCAACAAGUUCCUCGCAGCACUGAUGAGAAAAUCAAGGUUCGAGUAUAA
Cylicostephanus goldi is the source of this 267-nucleotide messenger RNA. The record is from the annotation of a GenBank genome assembly. Lineage: Eukaryota; Metazoa; Nematoda; Chromadorea; Rhabditida; Strongylidae.